Molecule: messenger RNA, 1110 nt
Organism: Gastrolobium bilobum
Lineage: Eukaryota; Viridiplantae; Streptophyta; Magnoliopsida; Fabales; Fabaceae
Product: ervatamin-B-like
Exons: 5
Coding region: 1-1110 (369 amino acids)
Cellular component (GO): lysosome
Molecular function (GO): cysteine-type endopeptidase activity
Source: RefSeq, a predicted model, not a curated record
AUGGGUGCUAACCUGCAGGACGAGCUUCCUUCACAGGAUGAAGUCAUUGAACUGUUCCUAUUAUGGAAGAAGGAGCAUGGACGGGUCUACAAAGACCUAGAAGAGAUGGCAAAGAAAUUUGAGAUUUUCGUGUCCAAUUUGAAAUACAUUACGGAGUUUAAUGAAAAGAGAAGGUCUCCUUCUAGCUGCCUUUUUGGUUUGAACAAGUUUGCUGAUUGGAGUCCCAAGGAAUUCCAAGAAACCUACUUAGGCGACUUCGACAUUACGCCCAAAGAGCACAGUAACGUGAAGCAGAAUAAUCUAUACCAUGCAGACGUGCCUGAAUCCCUAGAUUGGAGGAAAUAUGGAGUCGUGACUGGAGUUAAGGACCAAGGGCCAUGUGGAAGCUGUUGGGCAUUCUCUGCCGCUGGCGGUAUUGAAGGAAUACAUGCGUUAACCACAGGAAGUCUUAUUAGCCUCUCUGAACAAGAGCUUUUGGAUUGUGAGACAGCAAGCAGUGGCUGUAGUGGCGGAUAUAAGGAUAAGGCAUUAGCUUGGGUUAUAAGAAAUGGUGGGAUUUCUUCAGAAAUUGAUUAUCCCUAUCAAGCAAAACAGGGUGCCUGUAAAUCUUCCGAGGUUCCAAACGUUGCAAGCAUUGAUGGCUAUGUAAACGUAGAUCGAUCAGACAAUGGGCUCUUGGAUGCUACUAAGCACCAGCCUAUUAGUGUGUCUGUUAAUGCAACCGGCUUUCAAUUUUACAAGAGUGGAAUAUUUGACGGUCCCGGCUGUGCAAAUUCUACGUCUACAAAUCAUGCGGUGAUAGUAGUGGGAUAUGAUUCGCUGAACGGUGAAGAUUAUUGGAUCGUAAAGAAUUCAUGGGGUAAAGAUUGGGGAAUAGAUGGAUACAUAUGGAUCAAAAGAAAUACUGGUUUACCAUAUGGGGUGUGUGCAAUCAAUGCCAAGGCUCUUUACCCAACUAUUACCUCGAAGCAUGUUCAACGGCAGAGGUGGCGUGGUGGUGGUGAUAAUGGUGGUGGUGGUAAUGGUGUUGAUGGUGGUUGCAUAGUCGUGGUGGCGGUGGCGGUGGCAGUGAUGGUGAAGGUAGUGGUAGUGGUGGUGGCAUGGUGGUAA